Molecule: messenger RNA, 2117 nt
Organism: Amborella trichopoda
Lineage: Eukaryota; Viridiplantae; Streptophyta; Magnoliopsida; Amborellales; Amborellaceae
Source: RefSeq, a predicted model, not a curated record
GAAGAUAUUAUUAUAUUACCAUAUUCCAAUUUUUCUGCAACUCGUAGAUGGUGCAUACUCCUCCCCGCUCUAUUUCCCACUCUUACAAUCCAAAAAGAAAGAAAUAAUCCAACUGCCUACCUGACAUAAACACUCAAUCCAGACCGUCCAAUUCAGAAAAAGAAAGUAGACUCUCUCCCGGAAAUAACACCUCUGAAACCAACUGGUUUAGAGAGAGAGAGAAAUUUAGAGAGAGAGAGAAAGAAAGAGAGAGAGGUUAGUUGGUUCUUUACAGAGAGAGAGAGGGAGAGAGAGGUUAGUUGGUUCUUUACAGAGAGAGAGAGGGAGAAAGAUGACUUCUUGGUUUCUUUAGAAAGCGACGGCUUUGUGGUUCUCUUAAGAGGGAGACGGUUGCUUGGGUUUCAUCUAUUAGACUUCGGAGUUAAUGGCUCUGGCUCCGAGAACUUCAUUUUGCUACUCCCAUAUUCAAAUUCGUAUCCCAUCGUCAAGCUCUGUGAAAAUGGCCAAUUCCCAUUCUCCAAAUUAUGCAACAUCGUCCAAAACUAUGGGCUCCAUGAGAGAGAACCGGAGGCUGCCCAUCUUGCUUUUUGAUGUUAUGGACACAAUUGUUAGAGACCCAUUUUACCAGGAUGUGCCAGCCUUUUUCAGGAUGCCUUUCAAAAAGCUACUCAAUGAAAAGCAUCCGAAAGCUUGGAUUGAGUUUGAAGAGGGUCUCAUUAAUGAGAAAAAGAAGAUGCCGCUGCAAAAUAUGUUAACUGUGGCCGUAGGGUCGCUGGAAUACCAUGUAAAGGUGGUGGAACUUCGACCAUGGACUUUGCAAGAGUUAUUCUUACUAUUCAAGUACCUUGUUUUUUGGAGGAGCUGGCUAAGAAGUUCUUCAAAGAUGGAAGGCAUUUUGAUUUGCAAGGAAUGCAUGAAGAAUGGUUAUUCAUAUCUUGAAGGUAUGGAGUCGUUGCUCUGCCACUUGAAACAUAAUGGGUAUGAGAUGCAUGCUUUUACAAACUAUCCCAACUGGUACAUGUUGAUUGAGGAAAAACUAAAACUUUCUGCUUACAUAUCCUGGUCAUUCUGUUCUUGUGAAAUUGGUAAGUUUUUUCUCCGAGGUAGACACCAUUUCAGCAUCAUUUGUAGAGUUAUUCGUUGCAAUAUAUUUCUAUUUCAGCAUCAUUUGUAGGGUUAUUAGUUGCAAUAUAUUUCUAUUUCAGCAUCAUUUGUAGGGUUAUUCGUUGCAAUAUAUUUCUUACCAUGGGAAGAAUUGUAUGUAAAUUGUUAAAUGACAGAUUAGUGGGUAAUAUAGGAUCAUCUCCAUCUUACGUCCUAAUCAUAGACCUUGAGAUGAACUGUUCCUUGUAAUAGAGCACCUGGCCUGUGAGUUGCCUAAACUCUUGUAAAUUCCUUUUACUCAUUAGAACAGUUUUAACCAGUGUUUUAAAAAUCGCAGAUCCGAUCCGGAAUGGGGCGAUUCAGAUCGGGUAUCGGUUAUAACCGAUCCAAAUAAAGUAUCGGUAAAACCGGCGGUUCCUAUUUUUUUUAUUUUUCAAUUCCUAUUUUUUUUAUUUUUCAAUCCGAUUUUUUUUAUGAACCCACCCUGGUUUUUUUGAAAUGUGACUUAUACCACUUUACCCCCCCUCGUCAUGUGAUUGUUUUGCCACCUUGCACUCCCUCCCCACCUACCCUCCACGCGUGACAUCUUGCACUCCACUUUUCACCUCCCCCCACAUGAUGCACUCCACUUUUCACCUCCCCCCACGUGAUUGACACGUUGCACUCACCCCCCAUGCGAGUGACACCUGGCACUUCACUUGACCCAGCUUAAAAAGUCUCAAGCUUCACAUGGCCAAGAGAGCAUACCGUAAAGCAGUUCAUUGGGUUUUUUAUAGUAGUCACUCUUCUCACAUCCCUUCGAUGUGGGAUAUACCUGUGAAUUGAAAAAUCGCUUGCAAAUGUUAUUAGCUUGGGAUAAAGCAGCGAGAUGGUGUACGCGCGAUGAUGUAUGCACGACGGUGUAUGCCCGUCAUGAAUAAGAAAGUUGUAUGUCCGAUUGUGGCAAUGAAAUUUGAUGCUAAAAAAAGAAAAAAUUUAUUAAAAAUAAUAAUUAGGUGCCCAUCACCCCUAUC